GGAUUAAUUGACGCGGCAGCCUCCGCUGACCCUCCGGAUUGAUGUGUUUCCAUAUGACCGGGCUGCAUACACAUGCUGCGGUCCCUCCAAGGAGCCAGACGCGGACCCUGACAGUGAGAGAGGAAGGAAAGACAGGGGCCAACUGCAUAAAGCAGCGCCUCUCCAGCGGAUCAUACAGCGCUGAGGAGCAAACACAACCAUGCGCCUUUGGGGGAUCUGCGUGUUUCUAGCGUAUCUGCUGUACUCUAACCUGGCCAGCGACUUCAGCCACACAGAUUACUAUGAGGAGCCCUCGGACCUGGAGCCGAUGGACCAGCCGGAGCCUUUACCAAAGCCAGACAUGGAGCAGAAGCUGCGUUCAGCCUCCACUGUAGAUGAAUUGAUGAGUCUGAUCUAUCCCUCUUACUGGGCUGCCCUGAAGUGCAGAUCCAAACUUUCUGCUGCUGCCUCCCCAGCUUCCAAAUUCACUCAGCGCUCACAGACUCAGCGGCUGCGGCCACCAGCAGACGCAGAGGAGCCGAUAUACGCAGCUGCCUACCUCAACUUGGACGUCCUUAAAAGUAUAGAGUUGGAGUGGAGGAAAACUCAAUGCAUGCCCAGAGAAGUGUGUGUUGAUGUGGGCAGGGAGUUCGGGGCUCCCACCAACGUCUUCUAUAAGCCACCGUGUGUGUCUGUAUAUAGGUGUGGAGGAUGCUGCCCCUCCGAGGACAAGCAAUGCCGAAAUAUCUCCACCGGUUACCUCAGCAAAACCCUUUUUGAGAUCACAGUGCCGCUGACCCAGGGCACCAAACCUGUCACCAUCAGCGUGGCCAACCACACCCAGUGCAGCUGUCUGUCCAAACUGGACAUUUACAGACAAGUCCACAGCAUCAUCAGACGAUCCCUGCCAGAAUGUCCAAUAGUCAACAGGACGUGUCCUCCUGGUCAGACGUGGAACAUCAAGCAGUGUCAGUGUGUCAGCAUGGCUUCCGUUGGACAAACUAAGUCCUCUCCUCCACCGCUGCCUCCUCUAAGACCACCGCAGCAGCACCAUGACAUCUUCUCAUCAGACUUCUGUGGCGCAGAUAAAGAGCUGGAUGUGGAAAGCUGUCAAUGCGUAUGUCGCCUUAAAAAGGACUGUGGCCCUAACCGACACCUGGACAGAAACACUUGCAAAUGCGUUUGCAACAUGUUGCGGGCUCCAUCUUGCCCCCUGAACCACGUCUUCAACAAAGAGACCUGUCAGUGCACAUGUAAUAAGACAUGUCCGAGGCACCAGCCCCUGAACAAGACAAAGUGCUCCUGUGAAUGUAAUGAAUCCCCAAACAAGUGUUUCCUGAGAGGAAGGCGGUUUCACCAAGCAACAUGCAGUUGUCUAAGGCCUCCAUGUGAGGUGAGGCGACGGAAGUGUGAAGCAGGUUUCUUCUUCAGUGAGGAGGUCUGUCGCUGCGUCCCUUCCCAUUGGAGGCGGUUGGACUAAUUCCCUUCUUAAAGGUGAUCAUCAAAGGCAGACUUAAAGAAUCAAUUACAUCAACUAUCACAUAUAGACCUGCUGCGCAACAGGAUUCUUAUCAGCCAUGGUGGCAGCUAAGUGAGUGGAUCCUGAUGGAGUUGGGGAAACCUUUAGGAUUGGAAUAAAACAUGGAAAAUUGGACAUGAAGACGUGAGAAAUGCACUGAUUUUCUUCUAAGGACAUAAAUUGGAGGAUAAAUGAACAGACAGGAGGGAAAAUUGCAGGAUAAAAAGAGUAAAGGCUCAACUUUUUGUCUAAUAAUGUGUUUUAAAAUAUUUGGAAAUUAUUGAUGUCUUAGUAUUCUGAUGUGAAUAAUUCAUUAUAUUAUUUAUUAAAUGGUAUUUCAUCCUUCGUGUAUUGCAUUUUUUUCCGUAUUUUUUUAUAAAAAUACACUGUGAUCAUUAUUUUUGUAUCAUGUAUGUCAAGUAUAUGUGUGUAAAAUAAAGUAUCUUGG
Molecule: messenger RNA, 1946 nt
Organism: Cyprinodon tularosa
Lineage: Eukaryota; Metazoa; Chordata; Actinopteri; Cyprinodontiformes; Cyprinodontidae
Gene: vegfc
Product: vascular endothelial growth factor c
Exons: 7
Coding region: 200-1459 (419 amino acids)
Biological process (GO): sprouting angiogenesis; induction of positive chemotaxis; response to hypoxia
Cellular component (GO): membrane
Molecular function (GO): vascular endothelial growth factor receptor 3 binding; chemoattractant activity; growth factor activity
Source: RefSeq, a predicted model, not a curated record